Gracilinanus agilis (Agile Gracile Mouse Opossum) is the source of this 4179-nucleotide messenger RNA. It is a transcript of the gene RNF123, whose product is annotated as ring finger protein 123. The transcript has 38 exons. Lineage: Eukaryota; Metazoa; Chordata; Mammalia; Didelphimorphia; Didelphidae. The record is from RefSeq and is a predicted model, not a curated record. Gene Ontology annotation, cellular component: cytoplasm. Gene Ontology annotation, molecular function: protein binding; ubiquitin-protein transferase activity. The coding region runs from base 1 to 3927 and encodes 1308 amino acids.
AUGACGUCAAAAGGGUCAAGCACAUCUUUAACCCCAAAGAGUUACAGACUGACCUCCGAUUCUGAGAAGCCCAAAGUCACAGGUAUUGUCAAUGAAGAGUUACUGAAUGACUACCUCCAGCAUAUCUUUCCUAGUCUGGAUGAGAUCCCCUCUACCACUGCUAGCAGAACACUCCUGACUUUUCAGAACCUACAGGAGCAUCUGCACCAGCUGCUGAAGGAGGAGGAAGAGGCUGAAGAGAGUGAAGGUAGAGAGUUUGUAGAAGGGCGGCUUGGGCCAUCCACUGUGGUCCUGGAUCACACAAGUGGCUUUGAGGGGUUACUUUUGGUGGAUGAUGACCUUCUUGGUGUUAUUGGACACAGUAAUUUUGGCUCCAUCCGGGCCACCACCUGUGUAUAUAAAGGGAAAUGGAUCUAUGAAGUACUCAUCUCCUCCCAGGGCCUCAUGCAAAUCGGCUGGUGCACUCUCAAUUGCCGAUUCAACCAGGAGGAGGGCGUUGGGGACACACCUGACUCUUAUGCUUAUGAUGGUAAUAGAGUGCGUAAGUGGAAUGUGACCACAACUAAUUAUGGCAAAUCCUGGGCAGCUGGAGACAUUGUGAGUUGUCUGAUUGACCUGGAUGAGGGAAUCAUCUCUUUUUGUCUGAAUGGUGUCUCUCUGGGAACUGCUUUUGACAACAUCACCAGGGGCUCUGGAAUGGCCUAUUUUCCAGCUAUCAGCCUCUCUUUCAAAGAGUCUGUUGCAUUCAACUUUGGCAGCCGGCCAUUGCGAUAUCCGAUGGAGGAUUACCGACCCUUACAAGAUGCCCCUACUACUGACUUGGUCAAGGCUCAUAAACUUCUUGGCUAUCUGAAGAAUGUCUUAAACUUGGGGUUGGACCCAGCGGAAGGGAAGCUGGUGGAGAGGGAAAGUUCGACGUGGCAGCUUCGGGGAGAACCCACAGUGCUGAUCACCAUGGCACACAUCUUCAACCACUUUGCUCCACUCAUGUGCAAAGUAUACCUGGUGGAAGAUGUUCUCAUGAAAUUUCUAUUAGACAUCUUGGAGAAAAAUGGGCCAGUGGAGUCUUUCCCACUCAUCCAGCAGCUCCUGGAUCUUAUGUGGCUUCUCAUGGAGGAUUAUGAGGUACAGGAGUGCCUCAAGCAGCUGAUGAUGUCCUUGCUCCGAGCCUACAGGUUCUCUCCCAUCAUUCCAGACCUGAGCUUACAGAUGCACUAUCUUCGGCUUACCAUUGCCAUCCUGAAGCAUGAGAAGUCCAGGAAGUUUCUACUUAACAAUGUCCUCUUUGAUGUGCUCCGCUCUGUGGUCUUCUUCUACAUCAAGAGUCCCUUGCGAGUGGAGGAGGCUGGGCUUCAGGAACUCAUCCCCACCACGUGGUGGCCCAAUCGCUUCAGCAAAGAGGGUAAGGAGAUGAAGGAGGUGAAGGAAGAGAGUGCUGACGAGCGGCUGAGACGGCGAGCAUAUGAGAGAGGUUGCCAAAGGCUCAAGAAACGAAUCGAAGUGGUUGAAGACCUCCAGGUUCAGAUCCUGAAAUUGCUGUUGAAUAAUAAAGAUCAUAAUGGGGGUGAAGCUUCCAGGUACAUUUUCCUGAACAAGUUUCGAAAGUUCCUGCAAGAGAAUGCCAGCAGUCGAGGGAACCUGACUGUUCUCUGCCCACCGGAGUACAUGGUGUGUUUUCUGCAUCGGCUGAUCACGGCUUUGAGAUACUACUGGGAUGAAUACAAGGCUUCAAAUGCAACAGCAGCAUAUAGUGAAGAAGCCUAUGUCCCCCCACAACUCUUCUAUAAUGGGAAAGUGGAUUACUUUGAUCUACAGCGACUAGGGGGCCUCCUGUCUCAUCUUAAGAAAACCCUCAAAGACGACCUGGCAUCAAAGGCAAACAUCUUGAUCGACCCUUCAGAGCUGCAAGCCAUCACCAUGGAUGACCUUGAUGAGGAUGAGGAGUCAGCUACAUCAACUGCACAGCGCCCUGUGGCUGCUCUAGCUAUUGGAGGAGCCCUGGCCAGGCCCAGUUGGCUCAGCUCCCCAACAUUGAGCCGAGCCAACCGCUUUCUCAGCACAGCAGCUGUGAGCCUCAUGAACCCCCGGAGGCCUUUGGGCACCAUGGAAAAAGUGAAAAUCCGAACGCUGAACGUGGAGCAGAGAACAGAGGAGGAUAUUGAAGGGAGCCACGAGAAUGAGGGCCUAUUGUUGGGCAGGCCCCCAGAGGAGCCAGAUCAGCCCCUUACGGAGAACUCCCUACUAGAGAUCCUGGAUGGGGUCAUCAUGAUGUACAACCUGAGUGUUCACCAGCAGCUGGGGAAGAUGGUGGGUGUUUCUGAUGAUGUGAAUGAAUAUGCCAUGGCCUUGAAAGACACAGAAGAGAAGCUCAGCCGGUGUCCAAAGUGGAGGAAAGACAUUCAGGAAGAAUUGAUGAAAAGUCAGAAGGUUUUCUCUGAGAAGCUGAAUCAUUUGAGUCGCCGUCUUGCCUGGAUCAAUGUCACCAUCUACUCCAAGGAAAAGAUGCAGGACAUUUAUUGGCUUCUCCGGGUUUGCACCCGCACCAUAGAACACGGGGACCGCACGGGCUCCCUCUUUGCCUUUAUGCCGGAGUUCUACUUAAGUGUUGCCAUGAAUAGCUACAGUGCCCUCAAAAAUUACUUCAGCCCUGUCAAUAGCAUGGAGGAGCUGCCAGGUUACGAGGAGACACUGACCCGCCUUGCUGCGAUUCUAGCCAAACACUUUGCAGACUCAAGAAUUGUGGGCACAGACAUCCGAGAUUCCCUGAUGCAAGCGCUGGCCAGCUACGUCUGUUAUCCCCACUCAUUGCGUGCUGUGGAGAGGAUACCUGAGGAACAACGGAUCACCAUGAUGAAGAACCUUCUUGCUCCAUAUGAGCAGCGUCCCUGGGCCCAGACAAAUUGGAUCCUUGUGCGGUUGUGGCGGGGCUGCGGAUUUGGGUAUCGCUACACUAGGCUGCCUCAUCUGCUGAAAACAAAGCCAGAGGAUGCCAACCUCCCUAGCUUACAGAAGCCGUGCCCCUCUAUCUUACUGCAGGGGCACAUGGCCGACCUGCUGCGGAGUGACCGGGAAAUGGCACCCAGCUUCCUCAACAGUGUCCUCAAUCAGCUCAACUGGGCCUUCUCUGAGUUCAUUGGCAUGAUCCAGGAGAUUCAACAAGCAGCCGAGCGCCUGGAAAGGAACUUUGUGGACAGUCGUCAGCUGAAGGUGUGCGCCACCUGCUUUGACCUGUCAGUGAGCCUGCUCCGGGUGCUGGAGAUGACGGUCACCCUGGCCCCCGAGAUCUUCCUGGACUGGAACCGGCCUUCCUCUGAACUGCUGCUCCGGAGGCUGGCCCAGCUACUGAACCAGGUCCUGAACCGUGUGACAGCAGAGAGAAACUUGUUUGACCGAGUAGUUAAUCUCCGGCUACCUGGCUUGGAAAGCGUAGACCACUAUCCAAUUCUUGUUGCUGUGACUGGCAUUCUAGUCCGUCUCCUAGUGGACAGUGAUAUAGAGGGGACCAAACGAGCUACCGAAGUGCUCUUGGCAGACCCUUGCUUCCAGCUCCGCUCCAUCCAGUACCUCCUGGGCCAGCCAGAAUCCCCUGCCCCUGGGGCCACACCACCCCCUCCAGAGAGGAAGCACUUCUCCCUGCAGACCUAUACGGAUUACAUCAGCCAGGAGGAACUGGCCAAAGUGGAUCAGAUGCUGGGCCAUCUGAGUGAGGAGUCCAAGCAGGCUGCUGCCUCCACUCUGCCCACCAGUGAGGAGGACCUGUGCCCCAUCUGCUAUGCCCACCCCAUUUCUGCCCUGUUCCGGCCCUGCGGCCACAAGUCCUGCAAAGCCUGCAUCAACCAGCAUCUGAUGAACAACAAAGACUGUUUUUUCUGCAAAGCCACCAUCACAGGCGUGGAAGACUACGAGAAGCCAGCCUCCUCGUCUUAGGCCCCUUGGGGAGGGCGGCCUGCAGGGCCACGGCUGGGGAGUUUGGCCAUGCCCGUCCCUAUUUAUACGCCUCCCUUUGUGGGCAGCACCUUCACCAGCCUGGGCCUGCCCUGGGGAAGCCAGGGAGGGAGGGGGAGCCUGCGAGAGGCGGGCUGCCGCUGCCCUUCCCGGCGUGGUGAGGCCAGGGUUCCUCCCAGGGUGGGUGGGGAGGGCCCAGCUACAGGUGUGAGUAUUAAAUUAUUAUUCCGUACA